This is a messenger RNA of Cucurbita pepo subsp. pepo (vegetable marrow), 695 nucleotides long. Its product is annotated as cytochrome b-c1 complex subunit 6-1, mitochondrial-like. Lineage: Eukaryota; Viridiplantae; Streptophyta; Magnoliopsida; Cucurbitales; Cucurbitaceae. Gene Ontology annotation, biological process: mitochondrial electron transport, ubiquinol to cytochrome c. Gene Ontology annotation, cellular component: respiratory chain complex III. The record is from RefSeq and is a predicted model, not a curated record.
GGAAAGUGGAAGCUUUGUCAAAUUGCAAUUUCUCGACUUCGAAACUAAACCUAAACAGAGUUACUGGUUCCCUCCCAGGUUCGUGCUUCAGCUCCAAGGUUUUCUAGCCUGCUCUUUUGCUCCAAGUCAGUGUUAUUUAUUAGCAAUGGCAGAUGAAGAACCCGUUGACCAGAAGAGGUAUCUUGAAGAUGCUUGCAAGCCCAAGUGUGUGAAACCACUACUUGAAUACCAGGCAUGCGUGAAGAGAAUCCAAGGGGACGACAGUGGCAAUAAGCAUUGCACUGGACAAUAUUUUGAUUACUGGUCUUGCGUCGACAAAUGUGUUGCACCAAAACUAUUUACAAAAAUAAAGUAAAUGGAGAGUUAGGCAUGUGGGGGUUCCUAUCCUUUUGGUUGCAGCAGCAUUUUUCUGAUUUUUUAUGCAAUCUCUUUUUGUGUACUUCCAUCUUUGCAUCUACAAAAAAUGCCAAGAACUUUGCAAGAACUAUGAAGACCUUAGCCAUCAUCAAUAAGAAAGGACGUUGGAUUGUAUGAACACACUUCUUCCCUUAAUUUAAUUUUAUGAUUGCUUUAUUAACAUUAAAUGGCUGUGCUGUUUAUCCCACAUUGAAUGCUGUUUAUCAAAUGGCUGUGCUGUUUGAUGUUUUCAAAUAAUUGAAUGAUCGGUAUGAUCCUAUUUCUGUUGCUGGUUCCAA